Heterocephalus glaber (naked mole-rat) is the source of this 3489-nucleotide messenger RNA. It is a transcript of the gene Ankrd40, whose product is annotated as ankyrin repeat domain 40. NCBI's taxonomy places the organism in Eukaryota, Metazoa, Chordata, Mammalia, Rodentia, Bathyergidae. The record is from RefSeq and is a predicted model, not a curated record. Gene Ontology annotation, molecular function: protein binding.
UCACACUGAAUAGGGUCCCCCGCAGUCGGCCUUAGGAGGCGCGGCCGGGGAGGAGGCCUGGGCCUGCGGGUUGCGAGCCGGAGCCGGGUAGCCACGGGCAGAGGGCGGGCGACAGCGCAGGCCUCGGGCCAGGCUCGAGCAGGGCGGGGAGCCCCGCGCUCUCUCCCCAUGGCCCGGAGCCGGCCGCGGAGAAGGCGGAGGCGCUGACAGGCCCGGGGCAGGGCGGGGCGGCCGGGGCCCAAGGCCGGGGAAAGAUGAGCGCGCUCCUGGAGCAGAGGGAGCAGCAGGAGCGGCUGCGCGAGGCCGCGGCCCUGGGGGACAUCCGGGAGGUGCAGAAGCUGGUGGAGAGCGGAGUGGAUGUCAACUCCCAAAAUGAGGUCAACGGCUGGACCUGUUUACACUGGGCAUGCAAACGCAACCAUGGUCAGGUGGUCUCUUACCUGCUAAAAUCAGGAGCCGACAAAGAGAUCUUGACCACCAAAGGGGAGAUGCCAGUACAGCUGACAUCGCGAAGAGAGAUCAGAAAGAUCAUGGGAGUGGAUGAGGAGGAGGCUGACGAUGACGACCUCCCCCAGCAGAAGGAGUUGGAGCUGCCCUUUGUUCCCAACUACUUGGCCAACCCACCCUUCCCCUUCAUCUACUCCCCGGAGGCCGAAGAUUCAGCCCUGCUGCAGAACGGAGGCCCCUCCACCCCUCUAGCCUCACCCCCCGCAGACGGCUCCCCUCCACUGCUGCCCCCGGGGGAGCCCCCCUUGCUAGGGGCUUUUUCAAGGGACCACACUUCUUUAGCACUGGUGCAGAAUGGCGACAUGGCUGCCCCUUCUGCCAUCCUCAGAACACCAGAAAGCACAAAACCGGGGCCUGUUUGUCAGCCACCAGUGAGUCAGAGCCGCUCCCUGUUCUCUUCUGUCCCAUCCAAGUCACCUGUGUCUCUGGAGCCUCAAAAUGGGACAUUCACAGGACAGGCACCAGCCUUCCAGCCAUUUUUCUUCACUGGAACAUUUCCAUUUAAUAUGCAAGAGCUGGUACUUAAGGUGAGGAUUCAGAACCCAUCCCUGCGAGAAAACGAUUUCAUUGAAAUUGAACUGGACCGACAGGAGCUCACUUACCAAGAGCUGCUCAGAGUGAGCUGCUGUGAGCUGGGUGUCAGCCCAGACCAAGUGGAAAAGAUCAGAAAGCUCCCCAACACUCUGCUGAGAAAGGACAAAGACGUUGCUCGACUCCAGGAUUUCCAGGAGCUGGAACUGGUUCUAAUGAUAAGUGAAAAUAAUUUUCUGUUCAGAAAUGCUGCCUCUACCCUGACUGAAAGGCCUUGCUACAACAAGAGAGCUUCCAAGCUGACGUACUGACGUUAGCAACAGGGACUUCUAUCACUGAGUAUUGUGACAGUGCGUGUCAUCUCUGGGCCAAGGACAAGCCAUUGAUCCAAAAGCCUCAGAUGCCCUGGAGGGCCCCUGGUGCCACUGCGUAGUAUAGACUAACACCGUUCUGCCAAGGCAGGAAGCCCUAACCUCACCCCAGCAGUGGUGCCACGCUUCCAAGCCUCUUGGUGCACAACAAACCUAUCGCUUGAAACUGAACAGCUGGGAAGUGGUCUGGAGAGCCGAAGUGAGCUCCAGCCAGUGCGCUUGCUGUGCGGAAGGGAAGAAAGUGUCUGCGAGGAUGCCGGGAGUGGAGCGUUUCCAGCCACUCCUGUGCACGGUGCCCUGAGGGCUGGGUUUGCUGCCUUCCUGUGUCCGAGUCACAGGCUCACGACUCUUAGAACUGUGAACCGCACAACCGUGAACUGACCGGCAGGAAGGUUGGGGAAAACAGGCACCGGCCAAAGGGAUGAGUGUGAUUGUGGUUGUGAGAUUUCCUAUAACGUACUUAUAAAUGUUACUCAGGUUAAAGUAUUUAAGAAUACAGUUACCUAAUUGUGAAUAGGCUGCUAACCAAAAGGGCCUCCCCUCCCCCACUUCCCUUUGUGCCCCUCAGCCUGCUUCUGUCCCCACAGUCAUCUCUGUCUCGUCACUAGAGGGCUCUGCCGCUUUCCACGGGAACCUCUGCUGUCCCCUCUGAGGCGCUUCCUGUCACUGAUGUGUUAACUGCACCGUCCGUCCGAGAUCCUCACUCUCAUCUUCCACUAGAAAUGAAAAGCAGUUUUUGCACCUGAAUCUGUUGCUAUUUUAGAGGUUAUUGUGGGAAACUGAGCUAAAGGAGUUAGCAUCUUUAUUUUUGUAUCAAAGAUAAAGGUUAUUUUGAAAUUAUCAGGAUUUUUACACAACUCUGAAAUCUGUUGCUUUUGUAAACCAAUUGUUUGAUCUUAGGGACUCCUCCAACUUCCACCACCAAUCCACUCAACAAAGCGAGUUGGGAGACUACUGGACCUAAACAAAGGCAGGAACAAGCACCAGGUCAAACUCUUAAGCGUGGCAUCAGAACUUUUUUCAAGAAUGCAUUCACGGAUUCUUUUCCCUUUCCUCAGAGUCAGCCAUGGUACCAGAGAAGCCAGCGUCUUGUUGAAACCAACAGCUUAGCCUUCGAGCUAGGAGCCCAGACAGGUGCCCGGGACAGCGGGGCUGAAGCCAGCCGAGGAGGAGCAGCCCUGCUGUCUUAGGACCUCUCUCCCCAUAGUGCCUAUAGUUUCCCAAGAAACUGAACUUCCUGUUAAUUUUAUUAGAGCACUGCAGUUAGCGGGAACAUGCAGAAGAUGUCACGGAGGAGACCGCUGUGCUGCCCGAGUGCUGCCGUGAGGCUGAGGUAUUCUUCUGGGCCAGUUGCUCGAGUCACUCUGUUCAGUGACUUGGCUCCUACCGGUUCCUGCCAGCGACUGCCUCACCCUCUCCAGGUGUCUGCAUCGCAGGGUAAAGGUCGAUUGUCACCCCCUCAAGUGCUUUGAAGAAGACCCCUUUCUUGUGUUCCAUCCAAUCAGAAACUACUUUAGACGUACUGACUUUUUUUUUUUUUUCCCCUUCGCUUUGAAAAAAGUCACAAUUUACUAAUACAAUUAAGUGUGGUUCUAUCCUGGAAGAAAUAAAUUCAGUAUUCAUGUCUAAAUUACUGAGGUUCUACUCUUUGAACCACCUGGAUUCAUUAGUAGCCGAAGAGCAGUGGAGGCCCCUGGCUGGGAGGUAGCCUGCAGAGGGGUCCCCUGGCUCAGCACAUGGAGAGAGGCCGGGGGUCCCAGGUGAGAGACGGGUCCUUGGCGGUGCCCCACCCCAGCCUUGCUCCUGCCUCAGAGCCUCUGUGUCAGAGACUGGCAGUGGGAUGAGACUGCACAGCUGCUGGGAGGUAAGUUGAAAGUCUUAAUCUAUGCAUUCAGAGAAAUAUUUUUAUAUGCUUUGUGUAAUUUCUAACAAGGAUCUUUUGUUAACUGUGAGCUCACCCCUCUCCACCUCGUAGAGCAUGUGUUCACACCGUGUGUAAACAUUCCCGGGAGAUUCUUUUCUUUGUGCAUUGCUAACUCUUCAAACGUAACAGAUAUCAUUAAAGUUAAAUAUUAACCGA